AAGGCUAAUGGUAUCUACAAGCUUGGAAAGAUAACUCUGUUGGGUGAAAAUGGAACGAGGUGGCUUGCAUUUCUACUGUCAAAAGAUGGACUUCUGGCUCUUGGUUGUGGUUGGAAGGACUUUUGUGAGGCUAAUGGCGUUAAGACAGGAGAGUCAUUCACUUUGGAAUGUAUUUGCGAAGCUAAUGACACAACUCAUGUUUCUUCGAGACAAUGGCGAAAUCAACGCUUCUUCACCCACAGUUCUUCCACACACUAGUUCCUGGCUGUGGCUUCCACACUCACCUUAUAAUUCCUUUAGACUUCUUCUCCAAGUAUAUAGAAGGAAGAAGCGUGGAUAACACGGCUCACCUGAAAUCUGGCUCCUCAGACAGAACCUGGCAAGUGAAGAUGGCUGGUCCGAUACUCAGUGACGGCUGGAGAGAGUUCGCCGUAGCUCACAGUCUCCAAGCAGGCCACCUCAUCCUUGUCAGAUACGAAGGAGAUAUGGUCUUUCAUGUUACGGACUGCCGUGAGAUUCCAAGCAACAACAAUAAGCAUUCGCACCCAAGAAUAGAUGAUGAUGAUGUUCCUAAGAAGAAGAAGAAGAGAGCGAAGACUAACAGUAAUGAAACAGAAGCGGAUUCUUCUUCGUUAGACAACUCAUGUUUUGUGGCCACUGUCACAGCUUUCAAUCUACUCAUAGAUACACUGUAUCUUCCGCAACACUUCACAAGCUCAAACGGUCUUACAAGAGAAUCCCACAAGAUUGUUUUACUAGAUGGAGAGGGAAAAUCAUGGACACUGGAUAUGAGGUUCAACGAAUCGUCCGAUACUUUUUACAUGACCCGGGGUUGGAGAAGUUUCUGUGAAGAAAACGGCCAAGAAGCUGGAGGCUUCUUCACGUUUAAACUUGUCGGAAACGGGGAAACUACUGUGCUAAGUUUCCGCCCUACAGAAUCUAUCAGUAGUACAAUGCAAAGAGACUCUUCUCAAGAAGAGGACACAGAAUGGGAGAGUGAUGAAGACGAGCCGUUAAUGCAGACAGAAAAUAAGAAGAAGUGUAAUCCAAAACGAAGAGCUGUGCCAUAUUCAUCAUACUCACCAUGUCACAAGAGAUUCUUAACAUUUACACUUCCACCUGAUUGUUUCAGAAUUGAACGUUUGAGUCUUCCAAAGCAAUUCUUGAGGGAGAAUGGCAUAAACAAGCCUGGAGAGAUAUGUCUAUUAGAUAAAGAUGGUAUGAAGUGGCCCACAAGCCUUCUAAGAGACAAGAAAGGAAUAAUGAGUUUGGGAAAAGGUUGGAAAGAAUUUGUCAAAUCAAACGGCUUAGCUUCUGGAUUCACACUCAAGUUAAUAUGGGAAGACACAACUCCUGCGUUUAGUUUGUGCUGUCCAGAAUCCACCAGUGACAAAGAGCAACAAGAGUAUUUCAAACAUAUCAAGAAACAGUCUCUUUACAUAGAUCCUAGCAACAACGGAGACAAUAGCAGCAAGGAUUCAUCUCCAUCAAGCCAUAACCCAUUGGUAACAAUAAAAAUCAGACCCGACCUUCUCACAUGUAAUAGAAUGCGUCUUCCAAAGCAAUUCGUGAUGGAAAGCAACAUGAACAAGCCUGGAGUGAUAUAUCUGUUGGGCAAAGAUGAUACAAAGUGGACGACAAAGCUUGUGAAGGAAAGAGACGGGAGAAUGAAACUGGGAAGUGGCUGGACAGUUUUUGCUGAAGCAAACGGCUUUAAGACAGGCGAGUCCGUUACGUUGGAGUCAAUAUGGGAAGAUGGGACUCCUAUGAUCAGGUUUCUCCGUACAGGUUCUAACAGUUCAGAAACUAAGAAGAAUGAGUCGGUUUCCACGGAAGUCACAGAGCCUAAAACGAGUGGUUCAUCUUCAGAGAUCCAUGACCGGUUCGUGACAUUAACACUAUUACCUGAAGAUGUCAAAGCCGGUGUACUGAUUAUUCCUAGUCAGCUCUUGGAGGCUAAUGGCGUCAACAAACUUGGGAAGAUAACUAUUUUGGGUGAAAACAAAAUGGAGUUGUCAGGAUAUCUAUUGUCAAGAGGUGGAACUGUUGCUUUGGAAAAUGGUUGGGGUGAGUUUUGUGAAGCUAAUGGCGUAAAGCUAGGAGAGUCUUUCACUUUGGAGUUCAUUAAGAAACCAGACAAAACAACUCAUGUAUUCAAGUUUUGUUCUAUAGGGAGACUAACAAAUAGUCACCAAAAUGUUAAUUAGAUAUAGAAGUUGUUCCAGGUGGUGACAACUCUUCAUCCUCCAUGGUAGUAAAUCAGAGCACAUUUUUUACUAAUGAUAUACCUAAUAUUAUCAGUGACUGUGAGUAAACAAAUGCCAAAGUUAAUAGACAAUAAAACCUUUUUAUUUUGUCAACAGAUAGUAAAAUCUAACAACUGUCACGUAAUUUAUUACAUUUUCAUUUGUUUGCAAACCGUCAGGACUGAUCAGUUAUGUUAUUUAUUGCCCAUCACUCCUGUCCUGGACACUUAGCUGCAAUGUCCUCGACUAUGUCAUGCCCUCGGAUCAAUAGCUUAUAUUCUUGUUUUGACUUUGUUAGUAACAUAAUAUAAGCAGAAACUAUUCUUCCACAUGAUCUUCAGUGAUAACAUGAACAAAGUUUUUAGUCAAAAAAAAAAAAUAACAUGAACAAAGUGUUAUUACUGUUUCAACCAAAAAAAAAAA
Molecule: messenger RNA, 2669 nt
Organism: Brassica rapa (field mustard)
Lineage: Eukaryota; Viridiplantae; Streptophyta; Magnoliopsida; Brassicales; Brassicaceae
Product: B3 domain-containing protein REM13
Molecular function (GO): DNA binding
Source: RefSeq, a predicted model, not a curated record